AUGUCUGAAGGGAACAGUGUUGGAGACUCUGUCCAUGGGAAACCCUCAGUGUUGUAUAGGUUUUUCACAUGGCUUGGACAGAUUCAUCAGUCCUGGCUGGACAAGUCUACCCCCUACACAGCUGUCCAGUGGGUCGUGACACUGGGUCUGAGUUUUGUCUACAUGAUUAGAGUUUACCUGUUACAGGGUUGGUACAUUGUGACCUAUGCCUUGGCAAUUUACCACCUAAACCUUUUCAUAGUGUUCCUUUCCCCCAAAGUGGACCCUUCCUUGAUGGAAGACUCAGAUGAUGGUCCUUCAUUACCAACCAAACAGAAUGCGGAGUUUCGUCCCCUCAUUCGAAGGCUUCCAGAAUUCAAAUUUUGGCAUACAGCUACGAAAGGCAUUCUUGUGGCUAUGGUCUGUACCUUCUUCGAGGCUUUUAACGUCCCAGUGUUCUGGCCAAUCCUGGUGAUGUACUUCAUCAUGCUUUUCUGUAUCACAACGAAGAGGCAAAUAAAGCACAUAAUUAAAUACCAGUACAUACCAUUCACACACGGAAAGAGGAGAUACAAAGGGAAGGAGGAUGUGGGCAAGACAUUUGCUAGUUAGAAGCUGGACUGAAUCUGUC
Messenger RNA from Peromyscus leucopus (white-footed mouse), 610 nucleotides. Its product is annotated as protein RER1-like. The transcript has a single exon. Gene Ontology annotation, biological process: protein retention in ER lumen; retrograde vesicle-mediated transport, Golgi to endoplasmic reticulum. The record is from RefSeq and is a predicted model, not a curated record. Gene Ontology annotation, cellular component: Golgi membrane. Bases 1 to 591 code for a protein of 196 amino acids. Lineage: Eukaryota; Metazoa; Chordata; Mammalia; Rodentia; Cricetidae.